CAACAUGAGGACAACAUGAGGACAACAUGGGGGCAACAUGAAGACAUCAUGAGGACAACAUGAGGGCAACACACGGGCAACAUGGGGGCAACAUGGGGACAACAUGGAGACAACAUGAGGACAACAUGAAGAUUUAGAUUAGUUUAAUUGAUUUGAUUUAUUUCUCACCUUCUGUUUCAGAGCGGCCAUGCGCUGCCCGUCUCCUCCGCAGAGUCCGGUCCAGAAACAGUCCAGACAGGUCCAGCGGAAGAUCAGCGAGAUUGACAGGAAGCUCCGGGCGGUGAACUCCCUCCUGUCUCCCGAUCCUCAGGACAGCAGGUCCAGAGGCUCCGGGGGGUCCAGAGGCUCCGGGGGGUCCAGAGGCUCCAGAAGGUCCAGACGCUGCAACGACGACGUCCUCAUCCUAAACCCUAACGACGACAGCGUCAUGCACCCCGACGACGACGACGACGACGUCCUCAUCCUGAACCCCGAUCCUGGGCUCCCGGAUUCUCCGUACAGCUCGUUGGUCCGGGAGAUCCCCCUCAAGGUCCGCUGCCGGACGGACGUCCACAAGGUCCAGGUUCAGUCGUCAACGCCGCUGAACGCCGUGGUGACCCAGCUGUCCGCCGUCCUCGCCGUUCCUCCCGCUCGCCUCCUGCUGCUGAGGGACGACGUGGAGCUCCCGACGCACGCCACCGUCGGCGAGCUCGGCCUCGGCAUCGCCGACAUCAUCGAGUGCGUGGUCAUGGCAGCGGAGGACGAGCCUGGAGCGGACAGCAGCAGGACGAUCACUGUGAGGCUGCAGAGCAAAGACAGGGACUCGUCUCAGGAGUUCUCUCUGCACAGGGACGCCCCGCUGGGCUCCGUCUUCUCCCAGUAUCUGUCCCGGAUGUCCAUCGUCCCUCAGAAGCCGGUCCGCUUCCACUUUGACGGCUCCAAAGUGUCUCCCAGCCAGACGCCGGCUCAGCUCGACAUGGAGGACGGAGACAUCGUCGAAGUCUGGCUCUAAGUCCGUCUUACAGCGUCCGUCUCACGGCGUCCGUCUCACGGCGUCCGUCUCACGGCGUCCGUCUCACGGCGUCCGUCUCUCGGCGUCCGUCUCAGAGACAGAGACGUGUAAACCACUGGAGCGUUUUUCAGUUACUCUGGUUGGAAAAGUCACUUUAUUUGUAAAUGUUGAAAGUACAAAAUUAAUCACAUUAAAUGUUUAGAAACUAUUUUUUAAAACACACAAAUAAAACAAUGUACUAUUAUAAAGUUAUUUAAAUGUUUUUGUGACUGUACAAUAACUUUUUUACUGUCAUAAGAAAUAAUAAAGAGUAGAAAUGAC
Messenger RNA from Etheostoma cragini (Arkansas darter), 1312 nucleotides. RefSeq names its product nuclear factor of activated T cells 2 interacting protein (gene nfatc2ip). The transcript has 5 exons. Gene Ontology annotation, biological process: cytokine production; positive regulation of transcription by RNA polymerase II. Gene Ontology annotation, molecular function: protein binding. Bases 188 to 991 code for a protein of 267 amino acids. The record is from RefSeq and is a predicted model, not a curated record. Lineage: Eukaryota; Metazoa; Chordata; Actinopteri; Perciformes; Percidae.